Molecule: messenger RNA, 6407 nt
Organism: Hyaena hyaena (striped hyena)
Lineage: Eukaryota; Metazoa; Chordata; Mammalia; Carnivora; Hyaenidae
Gene: ZNF445
Product: zinc finger protein 445
Exons: 7
Coding region: 212-3283 (1023 amino acids)
Biological process (GO): regulation of transcription by RNA polymerase II
Cellular component (GO): nucleus
Molecular function (GO): RNA polymerase II transcription regulatory region sequence-specific DNA binding; DNA-binding transcription factor activity, RNA polymerase II-specific
Source: RefSeq, a predicted model, not a curated record
UGGACGCUAGGCCACGGCCCCUGAGCCGGCCGUGUGGCUGGAGGACUGGCUGUCGGGGACCCGGGGAGUCGUCUCUUACCAGUGACGUGUGAUGUCCCAGCAAAUGGCAUUGCCCACCGCUGUGCCGAAAAGCUACUCCUGAGAUCCCAGCAGCGACACAGCUGACAUAGACUUGGUUUGCACCCUGCUGGCUAGACCCUGAACAGGAGUGAUGCCUCCAGGCAGGUGGUAUGCUGUCCAUCCAGCUCAGGCCCAGGCUUCAAGGAAACAGGGGCGUCUUCAGAUGGUCAAGAAGGAAGAAGAGGAUGAUGGCUACACUUCAGCUCAGGCUGCCAGGCCACAGACACUCAACCGUUCUGGCCAGGAGCUGUUCCGCCAGCUCUUCAGGCAGCUUCGCUACCAUGAAUCUUCUGGGCCCCUAGAGACUUUGAGCCGGCUCCGGGAGCUCUGCCGCUGGUGGCUGAGGCCUGACAUUCUCUCCAAGGCCCAGAUCCUGGAGCUGCUGGUGCUGGAGCAGUUCCUGAGCAUCUUGCCUGGAGAGCUGCGGACCUGGGUGCAGCUGCAUCACCCAGAGAGUGGUGGGGAGGCUGUGGCCCUGCUGGAAGAGCUGCAGAGGGACAUCGAUGGGUCACCAUGGAGGGACCCAGCCCUUGCCCAGAGCCCAGAUGUGCGUUGGAUGGGUACAGGAACCCUGCGAGCCUCACAGAUAUGGCCCCCUGCUUCACCUCUCAGGAGCAGCUCUACUCUUGGGGACCACCUGGAGCCUCCCUAUGAAAUAGGAGUGUGUGACUUCCUGGCUGGGCAAUCCGAGCCUCCUGUUGCCCAGGCUCCUGCUCUUUCCCAAAGAGAAGGGUGCCCAGGAGACCUGUUGACAGCCCAGCCUCAGGAGGCCAUGACUUUCAAGGACGUGGAAGUGAUCUUCUCCCAGGAUGAGUGGGGAUGGCUGGACCCUGCUCAGAGGAACUUGUAUAGGGAUGUGAUGCUGGAGAAUUAUGGGAACAUGGUUUCUCUGGUGGGGCCGUUCACCAAACCUGUUCUGAUUUCCUGGUUGGAGGCAAGGGAGCCAUGGGGCCUGAAUGUCCAAGGAGCUCAGCCUAAGGGGAAUCCAAGUGUUGCCCCUGCAGGAGGUGAGCUCCAGAUUAAAACAAACAAGUUCAUCUUAAAACAUGAACCUUUGGAAGAAGCAGAAACCUUUGCUGUGCCAUCAGAAUGUUGUGUGAUGAGGGUUUCUGAGGGAAUCGGGCUCAGAGAGUCUUUUGAAAAGAAGAGCAGGCUAAAGGAGCAAUGUGGGAACCCCAUACAAACAAGAGUUAAGAAGGAAGAGACCAAGCUCAGUCACAAGACUGGAAAAGAAUCUGAAGAGUCAGGAAGAAGUACUAGUCUUAAUUUAAAACAUGCUGCAUAUUUGAGAGUUCCCAGAAGAAAGCGAUCCCUUAAACAUGGCUGUGGCAGACGCUUCCGGGGGGGUUCCUACCACUAUGAUUACAAGGAAUACGGGAAAGGGCUCAGGUGCAUAGUUGGUGGGUUCAGCCUACAUCAGAGAAUUCAUGCUGGACUAAAAGGGAAUGCAAAGGAAUUAUGUGGAAAAGAUUUCAACCUUAGCCCACAUUGCCAGCGUGGGCAGAGUCUUCACAUGGUGGAGGCCCCACAUAAGUGUAGUGACUGUGGAAGAGUCUUCAGUCAGAGCUCUCAGCUUGCGUGUCAUCAGAGACUUCACACUCAAGAGAAACCAUUUAAAUGCAGGGUGUGUGGGAAAGCCUUCAGGUGGAGCUCAAACUGUGUGCGCCAAGAGAAGAUUCACACCGGGGUGAAACCUUAUAAAUGCAGUUUAUGUGACAAGGCUUUCAGACGCAUGUCUGCCUACCGUCUACACCAGGCAACCCAUGCUAAGCAGAAAUUUCUUGAGUCUAGGCAGUAUGAGGACACUCCCACCUGUGGCUCAGGAUUUGAUCAUCAUUCGAGAGACCAAAACAGGGAGAAGCUGUUUGACUGCAGUCAGUGCAGGAAAUCGUUCCACUGUAAAUCGUAUGUUGUUGAGCAUCAGAGGGUCCACACUCAGGAGAAACCUUAUAAAUGUACCAAAUGUAGAAAAACCUUUAGGUGGAGAUCAAACUUUACUCGUCAUUUGAGAAUGCACCAGGAAGAGAAGUUCUAUGAUCAAGACAAACGUAAGGACUUCAGACUGACCUCCAGCUGCAGUCAGCCCCAGGGUUCCCCUGCUCGGGAGAAAGCUUUUCCGUGUCAGCAGUGUGGGAAAACUUUCACUCGGAAGAAAUCUCUCAUAGAUCAUCAGAGAAUUCACACAGGUGAGAAGCCCUACAGAUGUAGUGAAUGUGAAAAAGAGUUUACCCAUCGGUCAGCCUUUAUUGCUCAUAAGAAGCAGCAUGCCAUUCAGAGAAAACCUGAGGAUGGGCCAUCUUUUAGUCAGGACAGAGUGCUCCCAGUUCCUCCGAGCAGCACAGAGGAAGCCUACAAAUGUAGCCAGUGUGGCAAAGCCUUCCGUAAUCACUCAUUCCUCCUCAUCCAUCAGAGAAUUCACACCAGAGAAAAGCCUUAUAAGUGCAGGGAAUGUGGGAAAGCUUUCAGGUGGAGUUCUAACCUCUCCCGACAUCAGAGGAUUCACUCUUUGGAAAAACAGUAUGAAUGCCAUGAAAGUGGAAACACUGCAAAUCUGCAGCCACAAAUCCUCGCUGAGGAGAAACCUUUUUGGUGCCAAGAAUGUGGGAAGACUUUUACACGUAAAAGAAGUCUUUUAGAUCAUAAGGGGAUACAUAGUGGAGAGAAGCGCUAUAAAUGUAAUCUGUGUGGGAAAUCUUACGAUAGAAAACAUCGCCUUGUUAAUCAUCAGAGAAUCCACACUAAAGAGAGACCUUUUAAAUGUCAGUGGUGUGGGAAGGAUUUCAUUGGAAGACAUACCCUCCGCAUUCAUCAAAGAAAACACACCAGAAUGGCACAGUCUGAAUGCAGCCUGGCUGGGUUAUCUUCCUGCCAGGACACCGGGGUGAGUUUACAGGAAUUAAAACCAAGUGGGGAGAAGCCACUUGAAGAUUCUGAGGAAGUUUGUGACCGGAGCUCCAGGCUCACUGGACUCCAGAACGUACCCAUUGGGAAAAAGUGCCACAAAUGUAGCACCUGUGGGAAAACUUUUAGCAAAAGCUCACAGCUCAUGAGCCACAAGAGAUUUCAUACCCGAGAGAGGCCCUUCAAAUGCAGAGAGUGUGGGAAGACCUUCAGGUGGUCUUCAAAUUUGGCUCGGCAUAUGAAAAACCAUGUUAGAGAUUAGCUUGCGGUCUGACAGUGGGGGGAGAGGGGUUCCUAGCUACCCUGCCAGAGAACCCUUGAUUGUGGGCAGUGUGGAGAAAACCUUCACAAAGGGUCCAGCCCUUUCUGUUUUUGAAGCUGGUGGCAAAGAAUCCUGAGAUCAAAGACCCAGGGCUUUCCCUUUCCCACUUGCUAGGGAAUGUGAUGCUGGGGAAGAACAGCAGCCGGUUCUUUGGGGCCCUUCUGGGGCAUGGGCCUCAGGAGUGGCCUUUGCACAGUGGCCUGGAGAUCCCCCAGUCUAAAGGCAGAUACCAUUGCCCUCUGUGGUUUGAUGAAACAUCUGUGCUGUGAUGGGCUGCUGGGAAGCGGCCAGUUGGAUCCUGUGGUGGUGCGUAUUCUAUCUGAUCUUACUAGUCUCAGCAGCAGCAGCAGCAGCAGCAAGAACUAGUCUCCCCAGUUGCCUCCUGGGAGUUCUGGCUGCAGCUUUGGGCCCCACACCUGGCUUUGGAUAUCUGCCAUGGGCAUACAGUUAUCUCAGGGGCACGUGGAAGAGAGCAGGGUUGGACUCGAUCACCUCGAGAAUGGGGCUCUUCCAGUGCCCCAUUGCUGUCUCCACCCACAGUCUGCAUGGGCAGCAAUGGGCCAUCUCUUCAACAGAAGUGUGCUGAGCACCUCCCAGAUGCCAGGCACUGUUUUGUGCUAGAGGCCCAGACAGCGACCGGAACAGACAAAAUUUCUGCUCUCUCGGAUCUUUACAGACUGUGAACAGUGAGAUACAUAGUACUUUGGAUGGUGAUAUGCGUUGACGACAGAAUGAAUCAGAGAAGAGUGUGAAGCAGUGCUGGAUUAGGAGGUGGGCUGCGAUUUUAAGUAGGCUAGUUAGGGAGGGCUUCAACUGAAGAGGUGGUACUUGGUUCAGCACAGGAGGUGGGAUCUUGUCUGGUGCUUGGAGAAUAGUAGGGAGGCCCUUGGGCUAAAGUAGAGUGAAUGAGCAGAAGACAGGGCCCCAGAGAGGUGGUGGGCCAGGCUGUGUGAGCUUCAGGGUCCCCCCCCCCCCCCCCCCCCCCCAGGACUGGAGCUGCCUCACAGCGAGCCACGGAGGUAGGGAGCUUUGGAACAGUUUUGGGUUUAGGAAUGAUGAACUAACAUUUACAAGGGUUAACCACAGACCCAAGGACUCCGUGAAAUUAUGUAGCUGAGAGGUUUUCAUGCAGUUAGUUGUCCCUGCUGCCAGUUUCCAUGAAAGGGAGUCUCCUCUCCCCUCAGAGGGUCUGAAUUUUCUACAAGACUCACAGCUCUCAACAACAAUUGUAAAUUGUUUAAGUAUUGCACUUGCAUCUGUAACUUGUGCGCACUACAGGGACCCUCUAACCUUCAGGUAGCCUUCUUUGCAUGUCAGAUCCGGUGCUGGCAUCAGGUUCAACCCAAAGGAACCAGUUCAAGUGACUGAAGCCCUCUGGAGAAAAGGUGGCCUGGUGGGAGAGGUCCCCCAUCUCAUUUGCCAGCCUGACUUAAACAGCAAGAAUCAGCUCAGUGGUGUGAUGGUAAAGGACUGAUUUUUCUAAAACUUACCUAAGUAGCCAUUGCUUCUGAUUAUUGAAGAGCUCACAGUAGGAAUAUGAGGAUAAAAUGACUCACUUGGUAGAGCUCCAUCUCAGCCUGGGUUUUACUGCUGUGAGCCGGGGUGCCCUGGUGGAGCAGGCCGUUUCUUGUAGUAAGAGGAAACCCACCUGGAAGGUGUGCUUUCAGGGGAGCCCAAGGAAUCUUACCCUUUCUGGAUUGCUGUGGGCAGGUGAAAAUGAAGCCUUCGAUACUUUGUGGUGAGGUCACGUGGAACAGGCAGGGAGGGGUGGGGAAGAAGGAGAAUCCGCAGACCCGUGUUUGCCUUCUGGUCCCCAUUCAGCUUUGCUCUCAGGAAGGUUUGGUCACUCUGGCUCUGCUGUUCUUUUCCUACAGCGGCAGCUGCCUCGGCCUGGAAUUGGGUGGCCCGUCACUGGCAUAGUAUCAGAAACUGGCUCUAGAAGUGGCUGGGCAGGGACCAGGUCCCAUGUGCUGAGGGCCCAGGGUCAUGGGAAGGGCCUUGGAGUUGCCAGAGCUGAGUUCAGGCUCAGUGUGACUUUUAUUGGCAGGAUGAUCCUGGACAAGUCACUGAACAUCCUGUGUGUAAAAUCCGCGUCACCAAGCCCCCUGAUUCCUAGGAUUGGCAAAAGAGGGCUUGGCGUGCGAGGCUCCGGGUUAGGCAGCUGAUCUCCAGACACAGAGCUCUCACAGAGCUGCAGCUCCAGGCAGUUUCAGCUUCAAAUUGGCUGGUGCUGCAACCAAGGAGACACCCCUUUUCUGUUCCUGUUUCACUGACCCCCCGACUCCUUGUGCCACUGUCACCUCAGAGGGUUCGUGCCCCAAUAGGGGUUUUCUACUGCCAUUUUUAUAAAGUGAGAUAUACUUAUUUUUAAACAUUCACACCAGAUUUUCAAAUGUACAAAGAAGUAAAAAAUCAACAGAAAUCCCUGUAUGUUGAGGUAAGUCUUUAAUAUCCUGGGAUUGUGCUGAUGGAGUCUGUUCAAUAACCUGAAUUUUUAAAUAAUAUUAAUUAUAUGAGUAAGACAUUAUUUUUCUAGAAUGAUUAGUAAAUACAGAUGAGCUAAAAGGAAAAGGAGAAAAGUCUCACUACUUAGAGCUACCGACUAAACAUUUUGGUGUAAUCAGUGUAAUCAGAAGUUCAGGUGUAAACCCUUGAAACCCCUGGGACUGGCCUGCAUUGUGCUGCCCCCUUUCACCACAAGUGUAGACCCUAUCCAUGCUGGCCCAGGCCCUCACCCUUCAAGGCCUGGCCCUCCCUACCCCUCAGCCAUCUAAGGCCUCUCCCCUGGUCCCACCUCCCCUGGUGCCUGGAUCUUACUCUGUGAGGUGUUGCCCACGUUUCCAAGAGUUAUUGUCAUUGCAGCCAGACAGGGCACUCUGGAGGCUGGGGUUGGGUACUUAUAUCUGCUUGCUGUGCCGAGGAAAUUCUGUACAAAAUUACCUCUGUUAAGGAAUAUGGGACUGAAUUUAGUUCGGCUAAGUCAGAAUUGAAAUGGGUUUUUUUUUCUUUUAAUGUUUCAUUUUUAUUUUUGAGAGAGAGAGAGAGAGACAGCAUGAGCAGGGGA